Chaetura pelagica (chimney swift) is the source of this 2556-nucleotide messenger RNA. It is a transcript of the gene ODF2, whose product is annotated as outer dense fiber of sperm tails 2. Gene Ontology annotation, cellular component: centrosome. NCBI's taxonomy places the organism in Eukaryota, Metazoa, Chordata, Aves, Apodiformes, Apodidae. The record is from RefSeq and is a predicted model, not a curated record. Gene Ontology annotation, biological process: regulation of cilium assembly.
AUGAAGAACCGUUCCUCAUCUCCCCCUUUGCACGUCCAUGUGGAUGAAAACACCCCUGUCCAUGUCCAUAUUAAAAAGGGUCAGAAAACCACACCUGCAAAAUGCCAGCAGAAGCACAAACAGAAGAAUAAAGGGGAUACUAUAAACAUCAGCCGAACAGCUCGGGUGAAAACCAAGGCCCCUUGGAUACCCCCAGGCAAAACAUCUGUCCGGGACUCCCCCUCCAAGUGGGAGGGGCCAACUCACCGCCUGGAAAUCACACCUCCAGACUCAGACAAAAUGCUGCGCCUGAGUGACCUCUCUACAGAUGAGGAAGAUGCUGUGUGCAGCAAAAUGAAUGAAUAUGAGAAGAAGAUAGAUACCCUGAUGAACGUGGUGGGAUCGCUGAAGACUGAGGCCAAGCUGCAGAAAAAGGAGGAGCAGCAGCGCAUGGCGAAGCGUCUCCUUGAGGAGCAGAAAGACGAACUGAAUGAAGUCACACAAGAGCUGGUGGAAACAGAACACGAGAACACGCUGCUGAGGCGCAACCUGGAGCGCAUAAAGGAGGAAAAAGAUCUGACUGUGCUAGAAAAAAAGUGCUUGCAGCAUGAGAAGGAGUGUUUGAUGUCCAAGUUGAAUGAGGCAGAAAGAGAUGGAGCAGCAGCAGCCAGGCAGAUCUAUGUCCUGAAACAUACAAUUGAGAGACUUAACACAGAGAAGCACAUGAGCAGCUCAGACAUUAGUGCAUUGACAAGACAAAAAGAGCUCCUGCUCCAGAAGCUGAGCACCUUUGAAGAAACCAACCGGACGCUACGAGAACUUCUCAGAGAGCAACACAACCGGGAGAAUGCUCAGAAGAAGCUGGAGCAGCAAGGAGUCCUGGCAAAACUGAAAAGGCUGGCUGAUGCAGAUGCAGAGAAAGUGCAACUUCAGCUGAAGCUUCGGUCGAGAGAGGAAGAGGUGGACAAUCUCACCAUUCAGAUAGCGGAAGAAAAGCGCCAGGCAAAGGCAGCAUCUGAACUCUCCAAGUCCAUGGAGGCCGUGAGAGGCCGUUUACAAGCGCAGCUGCGACACAAAGAAGCAGAGAACAACCGUCUGAGUACACAGAUACGAAAUCUGGAGCACAGCGAAGCUCAGCAUAAGACAGAGAUGGAACAGGCCCUGGAACAACUGAAAGAACUAAAGCAGAAGGCAGACUGGGAUAAAGAUUCCCUGAGGAAAACCAUCCGUGCCCAGAAAGAUCGGGCAGAGCGGAGUGAAGAGUAUGCGGAGGGACUGAAAGUCCAGCUGGCAGAAAAGGACAGCUACAUUGCUGAUGCUCUGUCUACUCUGGAGUCCUGGAGGAGCCGCUACAACAAAGUAGUCAAGGACAAGAAUGACCUUGAGCGGGAGAUCGUUACCCUGAACAGCCGUGUUGCAGAGCUGCUGGAACAGCAGACAGCCCUGGAGGCCAAGAUGCGGGAGGACAGAGAGGCUCUGGUGGGUGAAUUGCACCGACACAACGCAGAGGCUGCUGCCUUAAAGAUGGAGAAUGAAAAGCUCAAGGCUGGUGUGGUCUCAAUGGAGGAAAGGCUGAACCAAGCACAGGUGGAAGUGCAGCAGCUCAGGAACUCUGUCAGGAACUAUGAAGGGUUGAUUGAAAACUACAAGUCCCAGGUGUUGAAGAUCCGAACGGAAGCAGAUGAUAUGGCAGCAAAACUGGAGAAGUGUGAUAAAGAGAAAAAGAUAUUAAAGGAUGAAAUGGAAAAGGAGAUGGAACUGGCACGUAGGCAGUUCCAGAGCAAGCUUGCUGAGCUGGAAAAGCUUCCUGAGAUUCUAAAGUUCACAGAGACAAGGCUGGCAGAAUGUCAGGAGAGGCUUCAGAAUUACGAGAAGAACAACGUGGACCUGUCUGUCAUGAUUGGAGAUCUUCGUCAGCGGAUUGAGCUCCAGGGGGACAAAAUGGAGAUGACAAGAGAGAGGUAUCAGUCUGCCCAGGAGGAGAAAAAGCAGCUCACCUUGAAGGUGGAGGAGCUAGAAAGAAAACUAGAGACCACAAGUGCCCAGAACAUAGAAUUCCUGCAGGUGAUAGCAAAACGUGAGGAGUCCAUCCACCAGUGCCAGCUGCGGUUAGAGGAGAAGACCCGUGAAUGCAGCUCCUUGGCAAGGCAGUUGGAGAUGGCCAUUGAGGAUGCCAAAAGACAAGUGGAACAAACUCGAGAACGAGCAACAUCUCGAGAGAGGGCAGCCCAGUCCAAGAUGCUGGAUUUGGAGACCCAGCUGAGUAGGAAUAAAACAGAGCUGAACCAAUUGCGUCGGAGCAAGGAUGAUGCGGAGCGCCAGUACGAAAGUCGCCUGCAGGAUCUGAAGGACCGGUUGGAGCAGUCGGAGAGCACCAACCGCAGCAUGCAGAACUAUGUCCAGUUCCUCAAGUCUUCCUAUGCCAACGUGUUUGGAGAAAGUGCCUUGCUGGGCUCCCCCAGCCACUCUCGUUCUCCUCCAUGAGGAUAAGGCUCUCCCUGCACCUCUAAGCACAAAAGGAGCCCUAUUUCAAAGCCAUACAUUGUGUAGAAAAUAGGUCGGCAUUUCAGGGUCUCU